AUGAUCCCCCAGACUCCUUCUUUGACUGUCCCGCCCGACAGUUCAGCUCAACAGCUCCUUCGCCUAGGCAAACCGUUUGUCGAGUUUCCAAGAUUCAGCAUCCUCACGCUGCAGGAAGAGAAGGACCCCGACGGCCAGCCCCUCACCUUUUCCGAGUGGUUGACUAAACGUCUACAACUCGGCCAACCCUUUGUCAUUGCCGAUUUCGACAAACUCGACACCUGGCCUAGCACAGAUCCUCGCGAUGGGAGUCAACCCGGCUUCGGGAUCGAGAGGUUGAUCGAGCUGAGCACAAAGAAAAAUAUACCCAUUCGGAAUUGCAGCACGGGGCGAGAUCUCUCAUUUACACUCAAGAAGUUUGCAGACAGCGCAAGGCAGUCCUUUCCAGAAUUCCAGAAUCUAUACGCCCGGGACCUGCAGUGUCCCCAGGAAUGGCUGGAACAGUGUCGCAAACUACUGCCCACCGAGGUGCAAUGGGGCGGCCGCUUGGACCUGUUUCAAUGGCUACCACAGUGUGCGAGGAGCGAGGUCAUGAUGGCCUAUGUCGGGAGCGAAGGCAGCAGCUCGGGAUUCCAUCGAUGCUUCUCUAGUACAGUUGCACUGAACCUCCUGAUCGACUCGGAUGAUCGUCCGGUCGUCUGCAUCGGUACAGACUUCGCGUCGCAGAAGAAGUACGAUUCCUUUAUGUCCGCCCGGGGUGUCUCGCCUCACCUGGACUGGCUCAACCUGGGGACGGAAGAGCUCCUCAAGGCAGACUUCCCCCUCUAUGCCUACGACCAGCGACUUGGCGAUCUUGUUGUCUUCCCUCCCGCGACCGCCCAUCAAGUCUGGAAUCCGUCGACUCUGUCGGCCAAGCUUGUCUGGAACAUCCUUCACCCGCUGUCUCUUGAGGUGGGGUUUGAAUAUGUGCAGGCCCCAUUCAACCGGUUGUGCCAUCCUGACGUCGCCCGAACCAAUCUAUCUCUUGCUUGCGCCAUGCUGUCCCUACUGCAAGACAAUCAAAAUGUGACAAAUUCGUCUCUGCCACUACCUCCAGAUCUUCCCCUGCUCUCUCGGCUGUUCCGACAGAUGGUUCACGACGAGUCUAUCGAGCCGCAACCGGCUACCGCGAUAAGCCUGGUACCGAUCCAACCUGGUACCAUUGCAACGUGUAACUUCUGCAGCACCGCCAUAUGGAACCGACACGUGCGAUGCACCCAAUGCGUAGAUUUCGACCUUUGUUUGCUCUGCUACCUGAACGGCCGAUCUUGUGAGCAUUUCCAGUCUUAUGCCUGGGCCGAGCUUGUACCAGCAGAGCAGUGCACCAGAGUCCUCAAUCGUGCUCGAGAAAUCCUCGGAUUCCAGCCUGAAGAGCCACGCGCACUGGACCGCCGCAAGACUCUCGGCACGGCAGUUAACGAACUUAUGCGGUCUAAAACCUCAUCCAUUACCAGGCUGUGUCAUCUGUGUCGCAUCGACCAUCAGGAGUGGAAGGGCCGUCGAUGCGACAAGUGCGCCGCCUUCUUCUGUUAUCGAGGCUUGUUUCGGCAUUUCGACCAGUACCCACCGGAUGUUCUACGACAAAAAGGCAUCUGGGUCUGCCCCAAGUGCGAAGAAACAUGCAACUGUCGCUGCUGCCACUUUGCCGCGGCAUACGUGAGAAGCGAGAAGCCUGCCAGCAAACGCAGGGUCAAAGCGUGCGAUCCCAGGGGCAAGUUGAUGGGCUUUGCCGAUAACGUAUUUGACCAAAAAAGAGGACGCCGUGAGAGCCAUCCCAAUGGCACCACAAGCACGACGUCUUUACACGGAGUGGCGCAAAUCACUGGCAAGAAACGAGCCAUCUCCUCCUCCGCUGAGCCUACACCUGCCACCCCAAUGAGGAAGAUCGAGUUGCCCACUCCAGAGCCCGACCUCUCGGUCAAUGGAAAACUGGGCAUCUCUAGAGAUAGCUCGGAGCUCAUGAUAGAAUCACCCUUUGCGGGAAUCCAUGGAAAUUUGCCGACACUGCUUCCCAGUCUGAAAAGGUUCACUGAAGGGCCUGACCUUAUUGUGAGCCCUGUCGAUGAGAGGCAUUCCAGGGUGAGCAGGUCUCCUGGGAGGGCCACGCUUGCACCCACAGUGGCGUCGCAAGGGCGCUUUUCCACCAAUGCCCAUUACAGCGAGAACAACACGCUACCGCCGAUGCUCGGACAUACCGUACCGAACGGUAUAUUUCUGCCGCAGCCUAGUUCUAGUGGCAGUCUGAGCACUCCAGGAUCCGCUUCACUUGCGUCUUCCUCCAAGUCUGGAGAUCCGAGUGAUACGAAGGCUCCCGCGGCCGCCCUUGACGCGUCAAUCACAGAACUCGAAGCUCGAGUGCGGAGCUUGAAGAAAUAUGAAGAAGAAUUCAUCGCAUUGGACCUCGAUGACAGCAGGAAGAUGCUUGCGUCCCAAGUGGCAGAGUUGGAGAGCCAGAUCAAGGCGAAGAAAAGGGAGAAGAGCCUCUUACUGAUUGAAAGGCUGAAAAGGGAAGGAUUUGGGGGACUAGCCGCGGUGGUGGGCAAGGAGGUGGGAUUGGGUAUCGACACAUUAGGCGCCUUUGGCUUCUGA
Molecule: messenger RNA, 2568 nt
Organism: Capronia epimyces CBS 606.96
Lineage: Eukaryota; Fungi; Ascomycota; Eurotiomycetes; Chaetothyriales; Herpotrichiellaceae
Exons: 1
Coding region: 1-2568 (855 amino acids)
Molecular function (GO): zinc ion binding
Source: RefSeq, a predicted model, not a curated record